Messenger RNA from Drosophila nasuta, 2509 nucleotides. It is a transcript of the gene CysRS, whose product is annotated as cysteine--tRNA ligase, cytoplasmic. Bases 84 to 2315 code for a protein of 743 amino acids. The transcript is spliced from 6 exons. Lineage: Eukaryota; Metazoa; Arthropoda; Insecta; Diptera; Drosophilidae. Gene Ontology annotation, molecular function: ATP binding; cysteine-tRNA ligase activity. Gene Ontology annotation, cellular component: cytoplasm. Gene Ontology annotation, biological process: cysteinyl-tRNA aminoacylation. The record is from RefSeq and is a predicted model, not a curated record.
AAAUAUUAAAACAGCUGACAGCUGCGUUAUUCGCGUGUUGCAGCUUGCAGAGCGGUCAGAUAACGAUUAAGUUUCCCCCAAUCAUGUCGAAGCGCGUACAACCGGCGUGGCAAGCCCCAAAGCCUUCCACACGUCCGCAACUACGAUUGUACAACAGUCUAACGCGACAGAAGGAAGAGUUUGUUCCCCUGGAGGGCAACAAUGUGACUUGGUAUAGCUGCGGCCCCACGGUCUACGAUGCUUCGCACAUGGGACACGCAAGAUCUUACAUUUCGUUUGACAUUCUGCGACGCAUAUUGAGCGACUACUUCGGCUACAACGUGCACUAUGUGAUGAACAUCACGGACAUCGAUGACAAGAUCAUUAAACGCGCCCGGCAAUAUCAUUUGUUUGAGAAAUAUGCGACAGCUUCUGCGGAAUUGCCCCUAGAGCAAUUGCUGAGUGAACAGAAGGAAGUGCUGACGCAAUUGCAAGUGAAAUGUGACAAGAACACCGAUGCCGAUAAGAAGGUAAUGCUGGCGAAAAUGUUGCAACGCAUGACCGACGCCAUGGAGGCACUGACUAAGGCUGUAACGGGCGGAGACGAAGAGCAAAUCGCCAAGACAAGAGAUCAUUAUUUGGGUGAGGCAAAGGAUCCAAUUGCCGAAUGGUUGGAUGCCAAACAAGGUGCCCAAGUGAAUGACAACACUGUGUUUGAGGCGCUGCCGCGUUAUUGGGAAGAUCAGUUUCACAACGAUAUGAAAUCGCUUAAUAUACUGCCACCAGAUGUGCUGACACGAGUUUCAGAGUAUGUGCCACAGAUUGUAGCCUUCAUACAGCGCAUCAUUGACAAUGGCCUGGCCUAUGAUGCCAACGGUUCGGUUUAUUUCGAUGUCAAUGGCUUCGACAAGCGUGAUAAGCAUCACUAUGCGAAGCUGGUACCGGAGGCCUAUGGUGACACAGCAUCACUGCAGGAGGGCGAAGGUGAUUUAUCCGUGACCGAGGAUCGGCUGUCAGAGAAACGCUCGCCCAACGAUUUUGCUCUGUGGAAAGCUAGCAAGGCUGGCGAGCCAUGGUGGGACAGUCCCUGGGGACGCGGUCGUCCCGGCUGGCACAUCGAGUGCUCUGCCAUGGCAUCGGACAUAUUUGGAGCCACAUUUGACAUACACACUGGUGGCGUAGACUUGAAAUUUCCACACCAUGACAACGAGUUGGCUCAAUCGGAAGCGGCCUACGAUGAAGCCGAAUGGGUUAAGUAUUUCCUGCACACGGGUCAUCUAACAAUAGCCGGCUGCAAGAUGUCCAAGUCAUUAAAGAACUUUAUCACGAUACAAGAGGCCUUGAAGAAACAUUCAUCGACGCAGCUGCGACUCGCAUUCCUUUUGCACUCAUGGAAGGACACGCUGGACUAUUCGGAGAACACCAUGGAAAUGGCCACGCAGUACGAGAAGUUCCUUAAUGAGUUCUUCCUGAACGUCAAGGACUUGACACGCGUGGUGUUAACGGGCAAAGCUAUGGAACAGUUCACCGAGUGGACUCAGCUAGAAGCAACACUGCAGUCAAAGUUUGGCGAGGCGCAGACACAAGUGCAUGCGGCGCUUUGUGAUAACAUUGAUACGCGCAGCGCACUUGACGUCGUGCGUGAGCUGGUAUCAAACACCAACAUCUAUAUACGCGACAACAAGGCCAAGCUGAACCACUUGUUGCUUCGCAAGAUUGCCACAUACAUAACGGAUUUGCUGCAUACUUUCGGUGCCAUUAGCGGACCACGUGGCGGCAUUGGUUUCCCACUGGGCGGUGGAUCAGCAGACUCGAAUAAUGCCGGCAGCAUUGAUCAGGAAACACUUGUUUUGCCCUAUGUUCAGUCGGUGGCUGAGUUCCGUAACUUGGUGCGCGAACAAGCUAAGGUGCUGAAAGCCUUUGACAUUCUGAAAUUGUGCGACGAGCUGCGUGACGAUGUGCUGCCCAACUUGGGCGUGCGGCUGGAGGACAAGGAUGAUGGCAAAUUCGCUGUUAAAUUGGUCGAUCGCGAAACACUUUUGCGCGAACGCGAGGCGAAACAAGCUGCCGAAGCUGAACGGGCUGCCGAAAAGGCGCGCAAGAAGCAAGCGCUGGAGGCAGCUGCAGCUGCCAAGGAGGCGCAACGCCGUGUCAAUCCCAAGGAGAUGUUCCUCAGUGAAACUGAGAAGUAUUCGGCCUUUGGCGAAGAUGGACUGCCCACACUCGACAAGGAGGGCAAGGAGAUUAGCAAGGGACAACUGAAGAAACUUCAGAAACUCCAGCAACAGCAGGAGCAACGUUACAAAGAGUAUUUGGCCAGCGUCAACGCAGCCUAGAAUUAAGUGCACUCAAUCAUUUUAUAUAGCAUUUUUUGAUAUUACGUUUGUACACGCAGAAAAACACACAUGAUUUUGAAUUGAACUCGCUUUCGAGCAACCAGAUAAAUGCAGUUAAAGUUUAUUAUACACACUUUUGAUAAAAUGCCCGUCAUCCAUCAGCUUAAGUAAUAAAGACAAGAAUUCGAACAGCA